Lactuca sativa (garden lettuce) is the source of this 1308-nucleotide messenger RNA. Its product is annotated as myb-related protein 308. The record is from RefSeq and is a predicted model, not a curated record. Lineage: Eukaryota; Viridiplantae; Streptophyta; Magnoliopsida; Asterales; Asteraceae.
CUCCUUUCUUUUUGGGUGUCUUUUGAUCUUCAUCAUGGUGAGGCCUCCGUGUUGUGAUAAGCUAAGUAUGAGGAAAGGCUCAUGGAAUGAAGAAGAUGAUGCACAAAUGCUCGCCUUUGUAUCCAAACAACCAACAACUAAUUGGCAAGCAGGGGCUCCCAAGAAACCAGGUUUAAGAAAGUGUGGAAAGAGUUGUAGGUUAAGGAAAACAAAUGUUGCAACGAAUGAUCAUAUCAGGCAUCAAAGCUUUACACAACAAGAAGAGGAGUUGAUCAUCAAGCUUCAUUCCGCCAUUGGUAGCAGAUGGCCUAUAAUAGCACAACAACUCCCAGGAAGAACAGAUAAUGAUGUGAAGAACUACUGGAACACCAAACUAAAGAAGAAGCUAUCAGCAAUGGGGAUUGAUCCAGUCACUCACAGGCCUUUCUCUCAAAUGCUUGCUGACUAUGGCAGCAUCAGUGGACUCACAAGAAACCAAACCAGAAUGGGUUCACUCAAUCGAGACAACAACAACAACAACAACACAUUCUUCAUCACGAAUCAAGAAAAUCAUGUAUUCCAACAAUCCCCAACAGAAUCAUUUUUCCCUAAUUUCAACAACAGCAACAACGUCAAAAUGGAACCACCGGAAGUUGUAAUCAAAUCCGAUUCACUCGAUCUUCUAACUCAGCUUCAAGCCAUCACACAUGUCAAAGACUCUUCAACCAACCAUGGAAUCGGAAUCUCUCUGACGCAAUUCCAUGUCUCGGUGGCGUCAUCAUCGUCGUCGUCUUCAAGUACCUGUUCGACUUUGAAUGAAAUGACGACCCCACAACAGACGUUUAACUGGCGCGACUUUCUGAUCGAGAAUGGGCAAGAUGGAGAUGAGAAAUUGAACUUGGAAGCCAUGGGAGGGGUUGAGGUGGUUAAGUGUAAUACGCCAUUGUUGAUGAAUGGUGUUAAAGAAAGUAUAGAAGAAGGUUGUGAUGGAUCGUUUGUGGAGGCGAUGCUGGAUGGAUCGGAAAACGAUAUGCUGUUGGACUUUCCGGGGCUUUUGGGUGAACCAUCUUAUUGAUUUGACUUUUAAUUUGACUUUUCAAGUUUUAGAAUAAUGGCUUGUUCCAGCGUCCGUGUAGGAAGAAACAAUGAGUUUGAAUAUGGUUUACUAGUAAGAUGUAUUUGAUUGGAAGUUUAAGGUGAACUUAGGAUAAGCUCCCAACCCAGAAACCCGGUUGAAAAUCGGAACCGGUAUAAACUUAAAGUGGGCCGGGUAUCGUAUAUUAAUAUAAGCCUAAAGGCUAAAACAGGUAUUGGGUAUACUGGGUUGGG